Messenger RNA from Pipistrellus kuhlii (Kuhl's pipistrelle), 2367 nucleotides. It is a transcript of the gene ACAD9, whose product is annotated as acyl-CoA dehydrogenase family member 9. The transcript has 18 exons. The record is from RefSeq and is a predicted model, not a curated record. NCBI's taxonomy places the organism in Eukaryota, Metazoa, Chordata, Mammalia, Chiroptera, Vespertilionidae. Gene Ontology annotation, molecular function: acyl-CoA dehydrogenase activity; flavin adenine dinucleotide binding. Bases 71 to 1918 code for a protein of 615 amino acids.
GUUGUGACGUCAUUGGGGCGCCGGGGCUGGAGUCCAGGACAAGCCUGCUAAGGUGUGCACUCUGGACAGCAUGAUGGUCUUCGGGCUCCGCGCGCGCACCUGCUGGGCUCUGCGGGCCUUCGCUGUUAGCAGGCGACCGCUGCGCUCCAGUUCGCGCACCCACGCUUUCGCCAAGGAGCUCUUCCUGGGCAGGAUCGAGAAGAAAGAGGUUUUCCCAUUUCCAGAAGUUAGCCAAGAUGAACUUAAUGAAAUCAAUCACUUUGUGGGACCCAUAGAAAAAUUCUUCACUGAAGAGGUGGACUCUCGAAAAAUUGACCAAGAGGGAAAAAUCCCAACAGAAACAUUGGAGAAACUGAAGAGCCUGGGGCUUUUUGGGAUGCAAGUCCCAGAAGAAUAUGGCGGCCUGGGCCUCUCCAACACCAUGUAUGCAAGGCUAGGGGAGAUUGUCAGCCUGGAUGGGUCAAUCGCUGUGACCCUGGCAGCACACCAGGCCAUCGGCCUCAAGGGGAUCAUCUUGGCCGGCAGUGAAGAGCAGAAGGCCAAAUAUCUGCCCAAACUGGCAUCAGGAGAACACAUUGCUGCCUUCUGCCUGACGGAGCCAGCCAGUGGGAGCGAUGCUGCCUCCAUCCGGACUAGAGCCUCUCUAAGUGAAGAUAAGAAACACUAUAUCUUGAACGGCUCCAAGGUCUGGAUCACCAAUGGAGGACUUGCCAAUAUUUUUACCGUGUUUGCUAAGACCAAUGUUGUUGAUUCCGAUGGCUCAGUAAAAGACAAAAUGACAGCAUUUAUAGUAGAGAGAGAUUUUGGUGGAGUCACUAAUGGGAAGCCUGAGGAUAAGUUAGGCAUCCGUGGCUCAAACACCUGUGAAGUCCAUUUUGAAAACACCAAGGUGCCCAUUGAAAAUGUCCUAGGAGAAGUUGGAGGUGGGUUUAAGGUGGCCAUGAACAUCCUCAACAGUGGGCGGUUCAGCAUGGGCAGCGCUGUGGCUGGGAUGCUCAAGAAAUUAAUCGAAAUGACUGCAGAAUAUGCCUGCACGAGGAAGCAGUUCAACAGGAGCCUCAGUGAAUUUGGAUUAAUUCAGGAAAAGUUUGCCUUGAUGGCGCAGAAGGCUUAUGUAAUGGAAAGUAUGGCCUACCUCACUGCAGGGAUGCUGGACCAACCAGGGUUUCCUGACUGUUCCAUCGAGGCUGCCAUGGUGAAGGUGUUCAGCUCAGAGGCUGCCUGGCAGUGCGUGAGUGAGGCGCUGCAGAUCCUCGGGGGCUCCGGCUACAUGAGGGACUACCCAUACGAGCGCAUGCUACGUGACACCCGCAUCCUGCUCAUCUUUGAGGGAACCAAUGAAAUUCUCCGGAUGUACAUUGCCCUGACAGGCCUGCAGCACGCCGGACGCAUCCUGACAGCAAGGAUCAACGAGCUUAAGCGGGGCAAUGUGACCACUGUCCUGGAGACCGUUGGCCGGAGGCUUCGGGACUCCUUUGGCCGAACCGUGGACCUGGGACUGACAGGGGACCUUGGAGUCGUGCACCCCAGUGUUGCGGACAGCGCCAACAAGCUCGAGGAGAACGUGUAUUACUUUGGCCGCACUGUGGAGACGUUGCUGCUCCGCUUUGGCAAGACCAUUGUGGAGGAGCAGAUGGUCUUGAAGCGGGUGGCCAACAUCCUCAUCAACCUGUACGGCAUGACAGCUGUGCUGUCUCGGGCCAGCCGCUCUAUGCGAGCAGGACUCCGGAACCAUGACCAUGAGGUUCUGUUGGCCAACAUCUUCUGCACAGAAGCUUAUUGCCAGAAUCUCUUCACCUUAUCUCAGCUGGACAAGUAUUCUCCAGAAAAUCUAGAUGAACAGAUCAAGAAAGUGUCCCAGCAGGUCCUAGAGAGGCGAGCAUACAUUUGUGCCCACCCUUUGGACCGGACGUCCUGAAGCAGAGAGACAGUGGUCACUGUUGCCGCCAGCCGUCAGGCCACAGCCUAUUGCUAGACAAUUCGCCUUUUCCAGAAGGUGUUGGGCUUGGGGUUAUUUUAAGUCGAACUUUCUUCCCAGUCUUCACCUGAAGGUCUUUCUCUUACCUUGGGGAAGCCUCUUCUAGGCUUGAUCUGUGAGCACUGCUGCCUAACAUGAUCAUCCCAGGUUCUAAAGGGAGAUGAAUAGAGAGAGAAUGGAGUUGCUGAGACCUGGAAUUAGAGCAUACGCUAUUAGUUUAGGAGAAUUCAGAAUGGAAACGGGGGCUCUUGCUGCUGCCUCUGUGGCAUGAGCCUGUGGGGAUCUGUUUUGGGCGUGGACGGCCAUUUCUACUAGAUUACACCUUUCCCAAGAAAUAGCUUGAAAGCUGUGUAUGUGUCGUUCAUUCAGACUAGAAGGAAAAUAUACUU